Messenger RNA from Acinonyx jubatus (cheetah), 3055 nucleotides. It is a transcript of the gene TEX48, whose product is annotated as testis expressed 48. Lineage: Eukaryota; Metazoa; Chordata; Mammalia; Carnivora; Felidae. Bases 138 to 497 code for a protein of 119 amino acids. The record is from RefSeq and is a predicted model, not a curated record. The transcript is spliced from 8 exons.
GCAUUUUUCAACCACAGUCUUAUGUUUAUUUAGGAAACAGCCCUGCCCAGGGAACUGGGUUCAAAUUCAAGGUUAGCUGACUCAACAAGGCGCCCCUACAGGCGAAGCUGGCAGAGUAAAGGCUUCAACUCUUCUCCAUGGCAGCCCACCAAAACUUGGCUUCGAAGAUCUUCUGUUUGUGCUGCAGAGACUGUGAGGACCCCCGGGCCAUGGAUGACCCCAAGGCCCCCAGUGAACCCCAGGAUCAGCAGCCAUCCACCUGCAGUUUGCAGAAGGAGGGGCUGGACAGCAAGAAUUCGAAGCAUGCUAAUGAAGCCUCCCACUCGCCUUUGGGACAACCUCUGAUCCACCCAGAAAAGAGAGCCUCCACCACCAGCAACAAUGAGUAUGAAGAACUGAAUGCACACGUCUCCCAAAGAGGUUUCUGCAAGAGAAACCUAAACCGCUACUCCCGGGACCGCUGGCCAUUCCAGCCGUGUCACAUCGGGAGGCCCUGAGCAUUCUAGACCGCCGCUCCCACGCGGGCCUCCCAGGCUGCGGGCCGCUGGGGUGUCUCCGGAAGGAAGAGGCAGUGAGCAGGGGCCAUGAAGACGGAUUCAGAAACUCCCCCGGGAGGAGAAGACGUCUGAGCCACCCCUGUGCCACCAGCAGGAGUCACUCCAGCUCCUGAAAAAGCCACUGUGGAGGGAGCUGUUUCCAAUUAAAGCCCUUGGUGAUAUCGCAGGACUGUAUCUCUCCUCUUUUCCCCUUCCUUACAGGGAGCAUCUUCCAAAUGCCUCACUGGUUUUACGUGUAUUAUCCUGUCUCCCUAACCUAAAACAAAAAACUUAAACCUUAUAGCUUUUUUUUUUCAUUUUGAAACCAUCUUGAACUUACUGAAAGUUGCAGAACAAAGAACUCCUAGUUACCUUUUACCCAGACUCAACAAUUGUGUACACCUCCACCAUUUGCUCUGUCAUUUCUUUUCUCUCUCUCUCCCUGUGUUUUCUGAGCCAUCUGACAGGAAUCCCGUUAUUCCUGAACACCUCCCUGUUGUGUUUCCUAAGAACAAGGAUAUUCUCUUAGGUAACUUCAGGACAGUUACUAGAAACAAGAAACUCAAUAUUGAUACACUAGUAUCAUCAAUUGUCCCGAAAAUGUCUUCCAGCUGCUUUCUUGCCAAGUGCAGGAUCGAAUCCGACAUCGCGAGUCACACGUCAUUGUCACGUCCCUUGAGCGUAUUUUUAAUCUGGAACGGUUCUGUCUUUAUCUUCAUGAGCUUCCCGUUUCUGAAGCAUACAGGCACAACUGUCUUAUAAGGUGUCGCUCAAUUUGUGUUUAUAAUUCCAAUUUUGCUUUUUUUUUUUUUUUUGGCAGGAAGAUCAGAGAAGCAACACUGUAUCCUCCCCAGUGCAUCAUAUGAGGGGACACGUGAUGUAGGUAGGUCCUGCCAUUGGUGACGGUAAUCAGAUCACUUGGUUAAGCUGGUAUUUGCUGCCAGGCUUCUCCACUGCAAAUUACUAUUUUCCCCUUUGGAAUGAGUAAGUCAUUUGGGGAGAGACUCUGAACAGCCCAUUGCUCAUCAAAUUUUCACUCACUAGUUUAAGUGUCUACGAAACCUCCCCCUCCAACCCCGAGAAGAACAUGCCCAGCUAACAUACUAUUCCAAGAAGGAUAAGAGACACAUGAGGCAGAACCACCCCAGCCGAUCUGAUGGGCGUGGUGGAGAGUAUGGAAUCAUCACAGAGGGAAGGACAGACCACUGGAGAAAGGGUCAGCAGACCUCCCCCCUCCUCCCUGACAUCGUGGUCCAGGCAAACCCCCAACAUUCUCUGCUUCCCUGUCUCUGUGACAUCACAGCCUCCUCUCUUCUCUACCAGUUACAGGUGAGUGAGCCUCAAAGGUCAGACCUCAGAGCAGGACGGAGUAUUUUUUCUGUACUUAAAGGGACAAUGUCUCCAUCACUCCCGGACACCUUUGCUAUAAGAAGCAGACAUUACCCCUAAUUUGCCUCAACUCCACUGUUUCUGUCUCUGGGCCCCAGUCUCCCCACCUGUGCCGACUGACCUCUAAGGGCUCCUCCAGCUCCAGAAGCUUUCCUGUUUGACCUCGCUGGGUCUUUCUUGUUCUGGUCCAAGUGCUGUGGGUCACUGGAGACCUGAGGCUCACAGCCCACUGGGCAUAACCCAAGAGGCUUUUUCUUUGGCUCCUGCCUCCAUCUAGAGCUUCAUGGGGGUCGUUCCAUUUCAAAACCACCUGCCAUCAACUCUCUGAGGAGCAGAAGGUGUUUCUGAACAUCUCUCUGCCCCUGGAAGUGCCUGUAGGGUGAGGCCCUGGACAGCAGAGGCUCAGGUACCAGACAAAACUGCGUUACAAUCCCGGCUGCUCCUCUUGGCCAUAAGACCUGGGAGUCACCUUUCUGGGGCUCAGCUCCACCAUCUGAAAAGCUAAAUGAGCUCAGAGAUGUCCAAGGACCUACCCAAGAAGCUCGAUGAAGCCAUCAGUCAGCUUGACGGUGUCUCAUCAGCAGUGAGACACCAACAGUGUCUCACCAGCCUUCAUGUCCCUGGAAUAGUGGCUUAUCUCACCCCUGGGGCGGUGACAGCAUCUGCUCAUACGCAGGACCAAAGUUCAACCAAAGUACAGGGCACCAGGACUCCAAGCAGAGGUGUGAUGUGAUGUGACUUACAUCAUAAGAGGAUUCUGCUGUGCUGACACCAAUGAAGACGAGGGUGGAAGAAGCAGGGAGACCAGUUAGGAGGCCAUCGCAGUGAUCCAGAUCUGAACACGGAUCCUCGCACAAAUGGUUUGAAAAAGAGACACCACACCACUUCUCCAAUAUUUGGGCGCUAAAAACUUGCACUAUUGGGAGACCCUGAGCAUUCUAGUCAGCAGCCCCCAUGCUGUGCGGCUGCCCGAGCGUCUCCCGAAUAGGGUGGUGGGCAGGAGCUAUGAAGAUGGGUUCAGAAACUCCCCUGGAGAAGAAACCAUCUGAGCCACCCCUGUGCCACCAACAAGAGGUGCUCUGGCCACGGCGGGAGGAGCUGCCUCCAAUUAAAAGUCCUUGGUUGCAUCA